Messenger RNA from Penicillium alfredii, 2280 nucleotides. RefSeq lists its product as uncharacterized. Gene Ontology annotation, molecular function: protein binding. Bases 1 to 2280 code for a protein of 759 amino acids. NCBI's taxonomy places the organism in Eukaryota, Fungi, Ascomycota, Eurotiomycetes, Eurotiales, Aspergillaceae. The record is from RefSeq and is a predicted model, not a curated record. Gene Ontology annotation, cellular component: cytoplasm. The transcript has 2 exons.
AUGACUGCUGUGGCAUCUCCACCUAGCGUACAAUCGGGGUCUCGCUUGGGAUGGUAUGAUUCUGGUGACGGAGGACAAGGAGCCCUGUCUUCAGUAAACGCGGACGAGGUGUCCCGGAUGUUUAUGCCCCGGAAGCACGUUCAAAGAUCCAACUCUUCUUCCUCCCUGACGUCGCCCUCCGUUCCGAGCGUGACUGCCACCCCACAGGAUACUCAUGUUGGUCAGAGUUCCAGCGAUUCAGGCACUUGGUCAUCAAAGAAGAAGCCUUCGAGGAAUCUCUGGCCUAGCUCGAAGUCCGAACCGGUCUCUGGGGUAACGAAUACACGGUCCCAGGCCGUGCCUGCAUUUUCACCGGGGCCAACGGCGUCGUCAACCAUGUCUGCUAUCCAUCAGCCUUCGUCCAUCGUCCCGUCACAACACAUGAUUCAACCCUCCCAGCAAAAUGGCGCCCGUGCGCCGAACGGGCAGUCUGCAGAUCCACCUGCAAUUCUAUCCCUUGUCCCAGUCAAUGGCACUUUUGAGAAAAAACAAAUAAACGUGCCAUUUUACCCCGAGCUCUUACGGAUUGGCCGUCAGACAAAUGCCAAAACAGUCCCCACGCCCGUCAAUGGGUUUUUUGACUCCAAGGUUCUCUCCCGGCAGCAUGCCGAGGUGUGGGCUGAUAAGAGUGGAAAGAUUUGGAUUCGGGAUGUCAAGUCGUCUAAUGGUACAUUUGUGAAUGGCCAUCGAUUGUCUCCUGAAAAUCGCGAGUCAGAGCCGAACGAGUUACGCGAAAAUGACACUUUAGAACUUGGAAUCGAUAUUGUCAGCGAGGAUCAGAAUACUAUCGUCCACCAUAAGGUGUCGGCGAAGGUGGAGCAUGCUGGCAUUUACGGGACUACUCCCAGCAUCCUCGAUCUCAACUUCGGUGAUCUUGACCCUGCCUCCGGGGGCGGCCUGCUGCCUUCGCCUUUAAGCCAGCCCCUGUCCCAUUUACGUGGACGAGCAGGCAGCAAUGCCAGCAACCGGAGCGCACAGAGUGCUGCCAGCAACCAACUCAACGCCAUGCACCAGCAACGACAAAUGAACUAUUGGAAUUCUCCCAUUUCGAUUGAGCAGGUGGUGAAGAGGCUCACGGGCGAAUUGAAGCAGGCAAAACAACAAUCCCAAGACCUUCGCCAGACCGAUGAAUUUUUGACAACGAUUAUGAAGCCGGGUUACGCUGAAAAAGAGAAGCCCAUCAAACCGUCUCCCCUAGACAACAGCGCUCAUCGUCAAAUGAACGGCCGUCCAAAAAUGCCCCGCGUCGACUCCUUUUCUAGAUUCUCUGAUCCUCCCGCCCCGCCUCCUCAGCAACCUCUCCCAGAGAAACCAGAUGCUCCGCCGCGAAGUGGCUCAGAUGCCUUUUCUCCUUUGAAGCGUAUUGAAACCGAAAAGUCAAAGUCGACAGCGACAGGAUCACCUGUCUCGCGCGACUCAAGUCAGAUCCUAUCCCUGAUCGAGGCACUAUCGUCUGCGAAGCGAGAGAUUGAUACCCAAGGAGCCCGUGUUCAGGAGCUGGAAACUCUUUUGCGCCAGGAACGCGCGGCUCGUGAAUGGGCAGAACAAAAGGCCCAGAAAUUAGAGAUGGGCUCUGCCUUGGAAAAUGGCGACAUCAAGACCGAUGAGACGGUCGAUGUACCCUCAGAGCCCGAACCGGAGAUAAAGCUGGAGCACCGCGACUCGGAGACAGCCGCGAAACCGAACGGCUCUAUCUUGCCAUCCGAGGCUUCCAAACCUGUCGACGCCAGUCAGGAUUCCUCGGCAGAGAUCAAGACCACGCAACUCCAACGCCGUUUGGAAAGCAUGAUGGAGGAAAUGGAGGAGAUGAGACAGCAAAUGGCCUCAUUCAAAGAGCGAGCAGUCAAGGCUGAGGACGAGUCCGCACGGUCUCGAACUUCGUUGGCAGAAAUGAUUGAAACCCUGCGCCAGGAGCGUGCCGAGAAGGCAUCGGUAGCAAUCGCAAGCACCAAGUCCGAGACACAGAGCCAUGAAGCGACGAAAAUCUCUCCUGGAAAUUCGGUGUCAAGCGAUGAUCGAACGGUACAAUUCAAGAAACAGAGCCCCCGGAUACAGUGCCUUGAUCCUGUAUCCUCAUCUCAAAGUAAGGACUUGGAUCCUGCAGCUACGGCAUUUGCCGCACAACGUCACCGACACAGGCUUCUGGAAGAGGCAAGCCCCUAUGCAUCCAUGUUUGGUGUGGUGCUUCUAGGGGUUGGCUUAAUGGCCUACCUCAACGGGUGGCAAAAGCUGGACAAAUAA